AUGGUUUGGAUCUUAAUUGACGUAUCUUUUGAAUAUGAAGAGAAAUUCGACAUUGAUCAAGAAAGAUUUCAAAAUUUUUCAGAAUCAAUUAGUUUCAAUCAUUAUUCACCAUCUCAAUCCUUUGACACUCAUUCCUCUGAUGAAUAUUUCUCUGAUUCUCAGUCCUCUGAUGCUCACGAUGCAUCGAGAGUUCCCGAAAAUUUUUUUGUUAAGCGUAAAAUUGUUCGAAUACGUGUUGAAUCUCGAGCAAAGUUUCUUGGUCGUAAAAUAGAAUUCUCAAAUUUCGAAUUGAGUCAGCCUAGUUUUAGUUCAAGAUAUAAUCAAGAUAGACAGAUAAUGCAAAUUAAAGCAUCAUCAGAUAACAUGGAUGUAGACUCCAAAGAGUUUAUUGACGUAGUCAAUACGACAAACAGUCAAGAAACUGUGAUUAUUCCAUCGAUCAAUGUCAAUUUAAUUUAUUCAGAUUUCGACACAGAAAGAUUCGAAAAGACAGCAUCAUUGGUGUGGAUUAAAUCAUUAUUUUAUGUUAAUGAUAAAGAGAUUGUAUAUAAAUGGAUUAAAAAUUGCUAUGAUAAAAAACUUCAUAUUGUAGAUAAUUCUUUUCGUGAUUACGAAAUCUAG
Dentiscutata heterogama is the source of this 621-nucleotide messenger RNA. NCBI's taxonomy places the organism in Eukaryota, Fungi, Glomeromycota, Glomeromycetes, Diversisporales, Gigasporaceae. The record is from the annotation of a GenBank genome assembly.